AUGGUUUCCUUCACCGAACUCGCCGUUGUGUCAACGGUGCUGGCUGUUGCCUAUGGCCACGGAGUCAUCCUCAACGCCCAGGGCCUAAGCGGCUCACCUGCAAGCGUAGCAUUCAAGGUUAACCCCGAGAUUGCUCGCAACUGCACGACCAUAAACCCAUGCCAGCAAGAUUCCACCAUUAUCUGUGAGGCCGAGAUCCAGGCCAACCUCGUCAACGAGUGCGGCCGAACAGAACUCACCGGCAAUAUUGACAUCGGCGAGGAGACGGAGAACGCGCUGGCUGCUGGUGCCGUCACCCAAGUGAAGCGUGGUACCAACUUGGAGGUUACCAUCCAUCAAGUCAAUGCGGAUGGCGCCGGUCCGUAUUCGUGCGAUCUCGACGUCACCAGCAACGCAGGUCGCCUUAGUGGACAGAUCCCCUUAGUCGUCACCAACAACGUUCCUGGAGUGAACGGCUUUUCUCAGGCCAAAGCCCAGGACUUCGUCAUCAACGUUCAGAUGCCCGAUGAGUUCCAAUGCGUCGGAGUUCGGUGCCGUAACAACGCUGUCGCCGGUCCCUUUGGCGGCUGCUUUCCCGUCCAGCAAACUGACGUCGACCCCACCGCCAACACACCGCAGAACAUCAAGACGGCCCAAGGUAUCGAUGCCACCCUGGCGCAGGUCCUGUCCAAUCAAAAGGAUCUCCCGGCCGCCGUCCAGGCUAACGCCAAUGCGGGAGCCGAUGGGGCUCAGCAGAACCUCGCCGCCGUUGAGGCCCUCCUCGGCAUUAGCGUUACCACUUCAGUCUUCCCACAGCAGACCUUGGCUCUUCCUGAUGUUUCCACCGAUUCAAGCGCCCCCUCGGCUACUAGCGAAACUGGAAACGGUAACACCAAUAAUCGAGGCCAAGGACGUACGGGAACUGGCGGUAACAGGGGUGGAAACAACAAUAACAACAACGGCAACAGUAACAAUAACAACAGCAACGGAAACAAUAGAAAUAACAACAACAGCAACAACAAUAGGAACAACAAUAACAAUAACGGCGGCAAUGCCAACAAGCGUUCUAACCUAAGGUGGGCAUGGAGGAUGAACUAG
Messenger RNA from Scedosporium apiospermum, 1077 nucleotides. Its product is annotated as GEgh16 protein. The transcript has 4 exons. Lineage: Eukaryota; Fungi; Ascomycota; Sordariomycetes; Microascales; Microascaceae. The record is from RefSeq and is a predicted model, not a curated record. Bases 1 to 1077 code for a protein of 358 amino acids.